AUGCCAGACGAAGUGAAACACUCACUUCAACAUGAGGAGGAAGCCGUUUCCACGGAGAAAGGGAUGAGCAACCGAGUGGCUGCCGCGCAGCAAAUGAGCUCAGAGGAGUUUGCUGCUGCCGAGAAGAGCUUGAAGCGUAAGCUUGAUGCCCGCCUCCUGCUUUCUGUGUGGAUUAUGUUUGUGAUGAACUACCUUGACCGAAACAAUAUCGCUGCGGCCAAAGUUGCUGGCACCGCUCAGUCACUGCACAUGACAAGCGAACAAUAUGCUACCGCAGUGGCUAUUCUAUUCGCCGGCUACGUGCUAAUGCAACUACCGUCGAACGUCUUUCUAGCUCAAAUGCGUCCAUCUUGGUACCUCCCAGGCGUUAUGAUGAUCUGGGGUAUGCUUUCGGCCCUAGUCGGUGUGACCCACAACCAUGGGGGGUUGUACGCCCUCCGUUUUCUUCUUGGCUUUGUGGAAGCUGCGUUCUACCCCGGCGCAUUAUUCUUAAUCUCAUCAUGGUACCGGCGUGACGAGAUGGGUGUGCGCAGCGCAUUCUUGUUCUCUGGGUCUCAGCUGGGUAGUGCGUUUUCUGGCCUCAUCGCAGCGGGCAUUGAGAGCGGCAUGAACGGAGUACGUGGCCUCGAGUCAUGGCGUUGGAUUUUCAUCAUAGAAGGCUCAGUAACUGUGUUUAUUGCCUUUUGUGCCGCAUUCACUCUACCUGACUGGCCCAGUAAUACACGAUGGCUCAGCCCGACGGAGCGCGCAGUUGCUGAGUGGCGCCUUAUUGCUGAUGCCGGCCAGGUUGAUGAAGACGAUGGACGGUGGAGCUACGGGUUUAAACGUGCCUUGGCUGAUUGGCGAUUAUAUAUCUUUGCUUUGACCUUCCUCUGCAUACAAGUAGCGAGCGCCACGUCCAACUUCUUCCCGUCCGUCGUUCAGACGUUAGGCUUCAACCGCGUCGAUACGCUUCUACUGACCGCCCCGCCCUACAUUCUGGCGCUGCUGAUUUCGAUAGGCAAUAACUGGUCGGCCGACCGACUCCAGAACUCUUCUUAUCAUAUCAUCUGGCCACUGGUCUUAGCCAUUGUUGGAUUUGUCAUCGCUGCUGCUACACUCAAUACAGGUGCACGAUACUUUGCCAUGAUCGCCAUGGUGGCAGGGGGGCACGGGUCAAACGCCGUGCUUCUUGCAUGGGUUCAAAAGACAAUGCUUCGGCCUCGCAUAAAACGUGCAUCAGCUGUAGCCUUUGUUAAUGCAGUGGGCAAUCUAUCUCAAAUCUUCUCCUCCUACCUAUACCCAGACAACUCGGCGCCGUGA
Aspergillus bombycis is the source of this 1302-nucleotide messenger RNA. RefSeq names its product MFS transporter. The record is from RefSeq and is a predicted model, not a curated record. The transcript is spliced from 4 exons. Bases 1 to 1302 code for a protein of 433 amino acids. Lineage: Eukaryota; Fungi; Ascomycota; Eurotiomycetes; Eurotiales; Aspergillaceae. Gene Ontology annotation, cellular component: membrane. Gene Ontology annotation, molecular function: transmembrane transporter activity. Gene Ontology annotation, biological process: transmembrane transport.